AUGGUAGCAAAACAAAGGAUCCGUAUGGCAAACGAAAAGCACAGCAAAAACAUCACGCAGAGAGGCAACGUUGCAAAGACCCUGGUGAGGCGAAGCUUUUCUUCAGGCUGUGUGUGUUCCAUCAUCAGACGAAAGGAGAUGCAAGCAUGAUGACACCGAUUCAGUUAAUCAUCACUAAGAAUUGCAUGAUUUCAAUAAAUGUGACACAUCCAUUUCAUAAUGAUAAAUUAUUGAUUGUGUAGGCCUAUCUAAUGUUAUGGUUCUAAUUGGGUAUCGAUAACGCAGCUCAUCUCUCUCAUCACAUAAAAAAACCCGCAUGUUGUAGCCUAUCUAAUAUGAUUCAUUUAUAAUCAUUCUGAUCAAUCACAGGACACGUACAAGCCGCAAUGAAUGAGUUUUCAAGUUAUUCUCCAUUCAUUGUAAUUCAUGGGCCAUUGUAAUUCAUGGGCCGUUGGUUGGUUGGUUUAUCACUACUGAUGGCUGUAUGUUUCCUUUAUGGUCUAUUAUCUUGAACCCGCGGUUUGCCACAGGGUUUACAGCCCGGUAUUCUCCUGAUCAAUAAUUAAUGAGAGAUCAAUGCCACGUAGAUAACGGUGGAGAUUGUCAACAAGGAUGGCAUCAUCAUCUGGUUGUUCAGUCCAUAAAGAAAGCAUAAGGUUGUUGAUGAACUCUAUGGUCCAUCUCUAUCCUGACCAGGUCACAAACACAAACACACACACACACACAGUUUUGUAUUGCAAUCCUUGUGGGGACCAAAUAAUUGAUUCCCAUCCAAAAUCCCAUUUUCCCUAAUAACCCCUAACCCUAAAUCUUAACCCUAACUCUAACCCUAAACCUAACCUUAAUUAUAACCCUAAACCUAACCCCUAAGCCUAAAAUAGCAUUUUUCCUCGUAGGGACCAGCAAAAUGUCCCCAGCAUUUUCCUUGUUUUACUAUCCAUGUGAGGACUUCUGGUACCCACAAGGAUAGUUAAACAAAUACACACACACACACACACACACACACACACACACACAGAUGAUAUAGGACAGGUAGUGAUACUGAUUAUUAAGUAACGCUGGAAUGUAGGUUUCACUUCCUCAUGUGGAUUGGUUACACUGGCCUGUAUUGGUUUAGAUAGUGUACACUAAGCACUUGUAUGAUUGUGCUGUAAUAGCCUAUAGCCUUAGGGAAAUGGGAGGUGUUCAUAAUUUAUUAAAUUAUCAUAACUGCUGAAUGUAAUGUUAUAGCAUUUGAUUCCCAAUCUAUCCACCCUCCAACAGAUUCCUUUUUACGGCUGGCUGAUUUGUUCUCUUGGUGUUCCUUAAGAUGUCCGUUUUUCUUCUGACAACCUUGAAUUAUGAAACUAUACCAGAAAUCUUUACAGGCCUUCAACAUGACUGCAUUGUGCAAGGUGACACUGAAUGGAAUAGCUCACUGUGGGAUAAAGAUUGUUGUCAUUGUGUGUAUUAGAAUAAAGGAAUCCUUGGGGUUUGCACUGUAUAUUCUAGAUAGCUAUUGUGUCAUUCACAAUAAUACCAUAACACCAUCAGAAAGCACAUGGGUGCUAUCCAACUGUAUUAUGACAUCACCCACACCAAACCACAUCUUGUGGUUGUGAUAGUUUAUGAUGGUGAGUCUCAUGCUGCUGGUCUAGACAGCCAGGCAGGCUGAGGGUUUCCAGAGACAUAUUGUAUAUCAAAUGUUUUUACAUCAGUGGUUUGGUUUCCACUCCUGUUUUCCAUAAGAACUAGAUGUGUUCAUAGCUGAGUCUGAGGGGCUAAAUGCUAACUCUGCAGAACUCAGUUUAUUAUUAGAUCCAGUCUAUUCUGGUGUAACUGGGUACAAAACAUCCACACCGUAAUGAGGACAGGGUUUAAAACAGUCAGACUGAGACUGGACUAACCUCUUAUCUGGUUGGAAACGUGUCCUAUUCAGCACGUGUUGUUGAUGUAGGCCUAAAGGUCAUAACACUGUAUGAAACUUCAUCCAAUGGAUGUUUGUUCAACCUGGUUGGUCUUCCUCCACCAAGCUGUGUGUCCUGUAGUCGCAUAUUCUGGCCAGUUUUGACUGCCCUUGAACAACAACUGUCCGACCUUGACCUUCAUAGUAACUCUGACCUUAUGUCCGACCUUAUGUCUGGUGUGUGUGGCCAGUCAGAGGAGGAUGCCUCUCAAGAUUUCCUCCUCCUACAGUGGAGGUUUCCUGGCCAUUGUUACACUAAACAUGCUCACUGGGGGUUCAGGCCCUAUCAGGUCCUAAAAUGACAUAUCUCUACAACUAAAAUAGUUAACUAACGGAAGAACUCCUAUCACAACUGUUUAAUUCCGAAGGAUCCUGUUGUUUCGAAAGGGGUCCUAAGACAAGACAUAUUACAUAAAUAGUGACAUUUGAAUGACGUUUGACCUGUAUGUCUCAGUGGUUGAACAUUGUUGUUGUUUUCUCUCCCCACUUCCUCUCAGCGACCUCAGGAGGAGAAGUACCCUGUGGGGCCGUGGCUCCUGGCUCUGUUCGUCUUCGUCGUUUGUGGAUCAGGUAAGGCCCAAACAUCCAGUGUUCAACAUUCUGUUUCACAUUAGCCUUGAUAUUACUCACCUAGGGAACAUUGGUUUACCACUUCAGUUUUCUGCUAAAUUACUUUGCUUAACUGGAUGUUGUCUUGUGUAACAACAGCCACUUUCUCUCUCAGCCAUCUUUCAGAUCAUCCAGAGCAUCAGGAUGGGAAUGUGAUCCAUAGGCCCCACCAGACUCUGCCCUCUCUCCCUACACUCCCUCAUCAGACCUGGGGCUGCUCACCAACCUACGUACCUCCCUAACACCUCCAGGAGGCCUGGAGGUCCGGACAGCUCUGUGUCCAUCAGGGAAGGCCUGA
Messenger RNA from Coregonus sp. 'balchen', 2852 nucleotides. The record is from the annotation of a GenBank genome assembly. NCBI's taxonomy places the organism in Eukaryota, Metazoa, Chordata, Actinopteri, Salmoniformes, Salmonidae.